This is a messenger RNA of Spodoptera exigua (beet armyworm), 955 nucleotides long. Lineage: Eukaryota; Metazoa; Arthropoda; Insecta; Lepidoptera; Noctuidae. The record is from the annotation of a GenBank genome assembly.
CUUAGUUCUUAUUAGUUCAAUCAGUCAGUCAGUUUAAAAUUUUAUUCGUUGUUGGUGGUUGUGUUGUGAAUUUUUCUUAUUUAUCCAUCGUAGAAUCAAGUUGAAUACUAGUAUUUUUUUCUUCCAAAUAUUUAACACACAUCAUCAUGUUGGACGUACUAGCUGAUGUGCUGCAGCCGUACAAGGAGAUUGUGGGGAACAUCGCGGCCAUUGUGACCGUGGGCCAGAUGUUCUCUGGCUCCUUCAUCUGCUGGGACAUUUACAAGCAGGGCAACACCAAGGGCAUCGGCAUCAUGCCCUUCCUAGGAGGUGUCAUUAUGAGCGUUCUCAACUUGAAGUUUGGUUACAUACUUCGCGACGACAAGAUGAUCCAAGUUAAUUUGUUUGGUUUGGCCUUGAAUAUCAUCUAUUGUAUGAUUUACUUCAAUUAUACACAAGAGAAAAUGAAGGUUUGGGCUCAGAUUGGUCUCGCAGGCGCCUUCUCCGCCGGCCUCAUCGCGUACGCCCAAAUGGAAGACCCGAAGUUGGUUGAGAACAGAUUCGGAACUAUCAUCACUGCGUUCAUGUUCUAUUUGAUCGCCUCACCCUUGUUCGGAUUGAGAGAUAUAAUCAAGAACAAGAGCACGGAGGGUAUGCCGUUCCCCAUCAUCCUGUCUGGAUCCAUCGUCACCUUCAUGUGGCUGCUGUACGGGAUCAUACUCAGGAACAAGUUCCUACUUAUCCAAAAUCUAGUCGCAGUAGUAUUGUGUGGAUCUCAACUCGCGUUGUUCGUGAUCUAUCCCUCGAAGCCCAAGCCAAGCAAGGAAAAGAAACCUAAGGCAAAGAAAGCCGACUAAAUCGAAUAGUUAGGACGAACCACAACGUUGCCUCCUUAGGAUUAAGGUAUGAAAUUUGGUCGGGUUUUAUUUUGGCUGUGUUGUUGUAUGGACAGUUUUAAUAAAAGCGUAAAACGACA